Chironomus riparius is the source of this 1290-nucleotide messenger RNA. Lineage: Eukaryota; Metazoa; Arthropoda; Insecta; Diptera; Chironomidae. The record is from the annotation of a GenBank genome assembly.
GAAGAUAUUUCUAAGCAAAAGUUCAACAAAGAUUAAUUAUCAGGGAUUGCAUCGGCAUUGGAGAUCAAUUCACCGAAGACAAACUUGACCAUAAUACCUGAUAAUACCUCGUAAAAACUUUGCGAGUACAAAAAUUUCACACACCAAAAUGCAAACUCCAAAGGUUUCUUUGCCAGCAUUGCAUUCAACAAGGAUAAUUGCUAAUGAGGUAACAGCAUCAAUACCUCAGAAGAAGUUAUCGUCUUUAAAGAUUUCGUGAAGCAAGAUGUCAACCUCAAAGGUUUCUUCGUCAGCUUUACCUUCAAAAGGCUUAUUACUAGAAAAUAAGGUGUUAUCAACAAAGAAAAUGCCUCAGAAGAAGUUAUCGUCGGAAAAUAUUCUGCAAAGCAAAAUGCAGGCUAUAAAGAAUGCUUACGCAGCUUUGCUUUCGAAACAAAUGUCGUCAUCAAAGAUGUAUUCGAAAAAGAUGAAAUCAAAGAAAAUCUCGGUCGUGAACAGCUUUCCAUCGUGUUAUCGUGGAAUCACUUCGUCAAAUUUGAUUUUUUCUGAUCCAAGAACUACAAAGUUGUAUCGGGGAUUCUUGAUAUAUUUUGUAAAUGAAUCGUACUUACUUAAAGCAAACUUCCUAAAUUACCUUAGCAUUCAACUUGAGGUCGAGGACGUUGAUUCCUAUCGUCAAGAAAUUGAUCGAUUCUUGGAGCGCCAUCCAAACUUUAAAAAGUGACUCGAAGAAUACAACAACUGACAAAGUCUGAGGAAACUAGCUGUAAGUCAUUGCAUCCUAUAUUUAUUAUUCUUUUGUUCCUUUAGGAUUAAACUCAUUCUGCACUUCGAAAUGGAUACAGUUGUUUGCUGGAGCAUUUCCAGGACAGUCCAUUUAAAAUCAAGAAGGAGCUUUUAAGUUUUCUUGAAGUUUGGGAUGAAUUUUAUGGCUGUCGAAAUUUAAAUUCUCAAAAACUCAAGAUUCUUGCUAAAUGUCCCGGACUCAAACGCGAAUUCCUGGAAAACAAUGUUUUGGUGCUAAUGUCGAAUCAAUUGUUUGUUGCUUUUUGUCUUCGCCUGAAUCCUGAAUGGUAUUCAUUCAGUAAACAUUUGCGUUUUAAGGUUCAUUGCUGUCGUCAGAAUUUGUUCUAUCUCAAUCGGUUUUUGAAUCUUAAUAAUGCAUAUAUGUUCAUUUUUAAGUAUGUCACAUCGAGAAGUACAAAUAGAAGCAGCCGUGUAUGUUCAACUCUUUCAAUCAAAUCUUCUGGAUUUAUAAGUUUUCAUUUCAGUCUGUAGAAAAUAUGCAAG